This is a messenger RNA of Trifolium pratense (red clover), 1084 nucleotides long. RefSeq lists its product as uncharacterized. The record is from RefSeq and is a predicted model, not a curated record. Bases 124 to 834 code for a protein of 236 amino acids. NCBI's taxonomy places the organism in Eukaryota, Viridiplantae, Streptophyta, Magnoliopsida, Fabales, Fabaceae. The transcript has 4 exons.
AUGGGUUUGAAAAUCGACCGAACCGCAAGUGUAAGUGAGGUCCCAGGCGACCACAUCCACAAGACAAGUCUUGCUCUGACGGGCAAGCUAUCUAUCCACUCCGAGAGACAGUUUGGAAUUUAGAUGGCUUCAUCAAUUGUUAGUUCCAUUAUUCCCAUUUCGUCUUUUCAACCCAAACAACAACGCUUUCCCCUUCGUGCUUCGGCAGCAUCUCCGGCAACUCAGAAAGCCCGGUUCGUUGCUCGCCGUAAAGAGUCUGUUUCUGUUCAACAACUCCAACGUCCCCUAAUUGAAUACAUGAGUUUACCGGCGAGUCAAUAUUCAGUGUUGGAUGCAGAGAGGAUUGAGCGUGUGAAUGAGGAUACAUUCAGAUGUUAUGUUUACACAAUUAAGUUUUUCACUUUUGAGGUUUGUCCUGUUUUGCUUGUCAAGGUUGAACAACAACCUAAUGGCUGUUGUAUUAAGCUUUUGUCUUGCAAGCUCGAGGGCUCGCCUAUCGUUGCCUCUCAGAAUGAUAAGUUUGAUGCUAUAAUGGUGAACCGGAUAUCUUGUGAGACUAACUCAAAUGACUCAUUGGUGCAACAACUCACGUCGGACACUAUAAUUGAGGUAAGCAUUGAAGUUCCUUUCGCUUUCAAAGCAAUACCAAAGCCAGCAAUUGAAUCAGCUGGGACUCAAGUCCUUGAACAAAUACUCAAGAUUAUGCUUCCCCGUUUUAUGUCACAGUUAUUUUUGUUGAACAGCUUGUUAAAGAUUAUCAAGCCUGGGCCUCUGGAAAUACCUCAAGGCAACCUCUUGGGACAGGUGAACUAUGAAAUAAUGGGUAAUAAGUAAUAACAGUUAUCACUGGUGCUGGUUUUAAUUUGUAGUGUUGAUAUGUUAUAGUCUAUAGAAGUGUUGUUUGUAGUAUGCACAUUGAUGAAUUAUUGGUUUGUUAUUUAAGUAUACAUAGGUUUUUCUGAUUCUUUUAGGACAAAUGUAGCGUAAGGGGGGGGGGGGGGGGGGGGGGGGGGGGGGGGUUAUAAAUCAUUGUUAGUUAUGAUUAUGAUAUUGCAGUUAUGGUUAUGUAAUUUUCUUAUGUCUA